Messenger RNA from Brassica rapa (field mustard), 1494 nucleotides. Its product is annotated as serine/threonine-protein phosphatase PP2A-3 catalytic subunit. The record is from RefSeq and is a predicted model, not a curated record. NCBI's taxonomy places the organism in Eukaryota, Viridiplantae, Streptophyta, Magnoliopsida, Brassicales, Brassicaceae. Gene Ontology annotation, molecular function: protein serine/threonine phosphatase activity.
AACAGCUCGAAGUCUACAAAAAGCACCACUCGCUUCUCUUCUCACGCGCCGUCCCAAAACUCGAUCUUCGUUAACUGCACACAAAGCGAGAGAGAAGAAGAGAGAAAGCGUAGAAAUUUAGGGGAUUCCUGAUCGGAGGAAAGACGGAAGGAAGGAAAAUGGGAGUGGAUUCGAUACCAACAGACGCAACGAUUGAUCUAGAUGAGCAGAUCUCGCAGCUCAUGCAGUGCAAGCCCCUCUCCGAGCAACAGGUUAGAUCGUUAUGCGAGAAAGCCAAGGAGAUCUUAAUGGAUGAAAGCAACGUUCAGCCUGUGAAAAGCCCUGUGACAAUCUGCGGUGAUAUUCAUGGACAGUUCCAUGACCUUGCUGAGCUUUUCCGUAUUGGGGGAAUGUGUCCUGACACCAACUACUUGUUUAUGGGAGAUUACGUUGAUCGCGGUUAUUAUUCUGUUGAAACUGUUACGCUGUUAGUCGCCUUAAAGAUGCGUUAUCCUCAGCGAAUCACCAUUCUUAGAGGAAACCAUGAAAGUCGUCAGAUCACUCAGGUCUAUGGAUUUUACGAUGAAUGUCUGCGAAAGUAUGGCAACGCAAAUGUUUGGAAAAUCUUUACAGACCUCUUCGACUAUUUUCCAUUGACAGCCUUGGUUGAGUCCGAAAUAUUCUGCCUUCACGGUGGAUUGUCUCCAUCCAUCGAGACCCUUGACAACAUAAGGAACUUUGAUCGAGUUCAAGAAGUGCCCCAUGAAGGGCCGAUGUGUGACUUAUUAUGGUCUGAUCCUGAUGACCGUUGUGGUUGGGGCAUCUCUCCACGUGGUGCUGGAUAUACAUUUGGUCAGGACAUAUCCGAACAGUUCAACCACUCAAACGGCUUGAACCUGAUCGCAAGAGCCCAUCAGCUUGUUAUGGAUGGAUACAACUGGGCUCAUGAGCAAAAGGUGGUAACUAUCUUCAGUGCACCAAACUAUUGUUACCGUUGUGGGAACAUGGCGUCGAUUCUUGAGGUUGAUGACUGCAUGAACCACAGUUUCAUUCAGUUUGAACCAGCACCGAGGAGAGGAGAACCAGACGUCACUCGAAGAACACCAGACUACUUCCUCUGAUCAUUAGACACAGAGUCAUCUCAGCAGCUAAAGCCACAACUGAAAAGUCACAGUUGGUAACUCAACAAUCUGGUUACUAUGCAAUGUGUGUCAAGUUUGCUGUGUGUUUAAGUUCAACUUAGUCCCAUCACCAGAAUAUAGUGUGAUAUAGUCGAAGAAGGCCCUCUCUUAUCUUCCUCUAUAACCAAGAACAAGAGGUCAAUGGAUUGAUUCUACAAUACCCAUCAUGCAUGCACAUUGUUUGGUUGAUGUUAUUAGCUUAUUUUUCUUCUUCUUUCUGCAUCAGAUUGUGUUUUCAUGCGAGAGAUCCUUUUAAUUUUAUUUAUUGUAAUUCUUCACCCAAAUGUCACUAUUUUUUAGUUUACAAAUCUAGUGAAGCUUUUUUAUUGCAAAA